AUGGCAACACUAAGCUUCUCCACCUCGUCCCCUCCUCGAAUCCUCCACCAUCAACAACCUAAACCAAUCCUCUUCCCUCCAGAUUUCACCUCCUCCAUCAAACACGUAUACACAAAACCCAUCUCUGUCUCAAACCGAUCUCAUGGCGGCGUCAUUAACGCCACCUCAGCAGCUCCCGACCCUUCUGGAUACUCAAACCCAUCAUCUUCUCCAGCUAAGAAGCUAAGGGAGAUUAUGAAAUCACCUGGUGUCCUUCAAGGUCCUUGCUGCUUCGAUGCUCUUAGUGCCAAACUCGUCGAACGAGCUGGGUUUCCUUACUGUAUCACCACUGGGUUCUCAGUUUCAGCAGCUAGGGUUGGUUUACCUGAUAAAGGACUCAUUUCUUAUGGAGAAAUGGUUGACCAAGGUCAACAGAUCACUGAGUCUGUAUCCAUUCCGGUGAUUGGAGACGGUUGCAAUGGGUUUGGUAACGCCGUGAAUGUUAAGAGAACAGUCAAGGGGUAUAUCAAAGCUGGUUUUGCUGGAAUUAUUAUCAACGAUCAGGUUUCUUGUAGUGGAGGUGAGAGAAGAGUGGUUUCUAGAGAGGAAGCAGUGAUGAGAGUUAAAGCUGCGGUUGAUGCGCGUAGAGAGUCUGGUUCAGACAUUGUCAUUGUAGCUCAGACUGGUUCUAGAGAAGUGAUGUCUCUGGAGGAAUCGUUUAGUAGGGCAAGAGCUUUUACAGAUGCAGGAGCUGAUGUUCUCUCUGUUGAUUCUCUCGUGUCUAGAGAAGAGAUGAAAUCAUUCUGUAAUGUCUAUCCACUAGUUCCUAAACUGGCUAAUAUGGUUGAAAGUGGUGGGAAAAAUCCGGUGAUGAACCCGCUUGAGGUGGAAGAGAUUGGAUUUAAGCUAGUUGCAUAUCCACUUUCAUUGAUUGGGGUAUCAAUUCAAGCAAUGCAGGACGCUCUAUUGGCGAUAAAGAGUGGUAGGAUUCCUCCACCAGGAAGCAUGCCGUCUUUAGAAGAAAUUGAAGAGAUUCUUGGCUAUGUCACAUACCGUGAGGAAGAGAAGCGGUAUGCUACAUCCUCCUCAUCAGAUAGAGGAUCUAGCAAUAGAAGCGUAUAUGGUAGCCAACAAGUGACGCAAGAUGAGUCAGAACAGAGAGUGGUGGAUCCGGUUGUUGAGGUAAUGAUACCUGAGGUGGUUUCUAAUGAAUCAAGAAACCCCUUUUCAAGAAUCUGGUCAAGGUCUCUGAGGAUCAAGAUCAUUGGACGUGAUGGCUUUGAGAAACUCGACGUCAGAAUCCCGGCUGGAUUUUUGGAAGGUGUCACCAACAUUGUCCCAGCUUUAGGAGGCGUGAACCUGAAGCAAUUGAUGGACGAUGCAGCUGAUGAAGUCGGAGGGAAACUUCUGUUGGACUUUAAAGAUACUGCUGGUGAUAGAAUCCAAGUCUUUUUGGAAUGA
Eruca vesicaria subsp. sativa (arugula) is the source of this 1440-nucleotide messenger RNA. The record is from the annotation of a GenBank genome assembly. NCBI's taxonomy places the organism in Eukaryota, Viridiplantae, Streptophyta, Magnoliopsida, Brassicales, Brassicaceae.